AAUCCGGCUGUCGAAAGGCAAACGCGUUCAUCCUUCCUCUGGAGGCUUCUUUAUUUUUCCGUCGGCAGGCGGUCGGGCGGGCGGAGGAGAAAAGUGUCUGCUCCUGCUGCUUUGAUUCCUUUGUCUCCACGAAAUCAAACAAACCACCAGCCUCCUCCCUUCGCUGUACGGAGGUGAUUGAUCGAUUGAUCGACGAUGGAUUUCGAGCUGCGGACGGCGCGGGAGAAGCUGGAGAGGGAUCAGAGGGAGCGGAAGGAGAGGGCCAAGGCCCGGCUGGAGAGGGAGCGGAAGGCCAAGGCCGAAGCCGCGCGUCGGCGCGAUGCCAUCGAGGCUGCCCAGAGUGCCAAACGCCUCGACGCCGCCCGUGCUCGCCUCGAGGCGGAUCAACAAACUGAAGAAAGUCUGCUUCUUGGGAAAGGAAUUUUGUUUUCCAGAAUUCUUGAAGCUCUACCUUAUGAUGGCUAUGGAGAUAAGAUCAAACUGCCAUCUUCCUGCUUCACGGAAUUAUCUGAUCGAGGAGCCCUGGAUAAAGGCCCUAUGUACUUCAGGCUGUCAAAAAUUGAUCACUCAGGUCCUCCAGGUUCAGAUGCUACUGCAAAGCAAGAGCGUGAAACAACUCAUUCGGGAGUUUUGGAAUUUACUGCAAAAGAAGGUUCUGUCGAACUGCCACCACAUGUGUGGAGCAACUUGUUCUCUGGUGACAGUCCAGAUGUUCCUCUAAUUGAGGUGUGCUAUGUUAGCUUGCCCAAAGGAACUUAUGCAAAAUUACAACCAGAUGGGAUGGGUUUCUCUGACAUUCCUAACCACAAGGCUGUUCUUGAAACAACACUCCGUAGACAUGCGACCCUUUCUCAAGGUGAUAUUAUCACAGUUAAUUAUGGAGAACUAAGCUACAAACUAAGGAUUCUUGAACUAAAACCUUCUUCUAGUGUUUCUGUUCUAGAUACAGACAUUGAAGUUGAUAUAGAAGGGCCUGACUCUGUUUUGGACAGCAACAAGAAUCAGCAUGUUCUCAUGCCACUUGUUUUGGGUAAGGCUGAAUCAGGAACUGUUGAAGAAGGGAAAUUUAAUUAUUACAAGUUUUCUAUUGAUGACACCAUCAGGGAGAAAGUUGCAACUGGGAUUUCGAAUAUCGUGGUAAAGAUUGAGGCAGAUGCAUGCAAUGGGGAUACCAAUAUUUAUGUAUCUAGGCAUCCAUUGGUUUUCCCAACUCAGCACCAUCAUGAAUGGUCGUCUCAUGAGAUGGGUUCCAAGGUUUUAAUAAUCAAGCCGAAGGAUCCAAGCCUGGUUGGGGGUACAUACAGUGUUGGUGUCUUUGGUUUCAAGGGUUUGGCGAAAUAUGACAUUUCUGUGGCUGUGAAGGGUAAUAGUAGGCAAAGGGUUGGAGAACAUGCUAAUUCUUCAUCUCAAGUUGAUGUCGAUUCUGUAGAAUGUCAAAACUGUAAACAUUUUAUAUCCACCCGCAGCAUCGUAAUUCAUGAAGCUUACUGUAUCAGACACAAUGUUCUUUGCAAACAUGAUGGCUGUGGAGUUGUCCUUAGGAAGGAAGAAGCAGCAGAUCAUGUACAUUGCGAUAAAUGCGGGCAAGCCUUCCAACAGGCAGAGAUGGAAAAGCACAUGAAGGUGUUUCAUGAGCCACUUCAUUGUCCUUGUGGAGUUGUCCUAGAGAAGGAAGAAAUGAUCCUGCACCAGUCCUCAAACUGUCCUCUGCGAUUGAUUACAUGCCGUUUCUGUGGAGACAUGGUUCAAGCUGGGAAUGAACCAGUGGAUGCCAGGGAUCGGCUCAGAGGACUGUCAGAACAUGAAAGUAUUUGUGGAUCUAGAACGGCACCAUGUGAUUCAUGUGGCCGUUCUGUCAUGCUGAAGGAGAUGGACAUCCAUGUGAUUGCUGUGCAUCAGAAGAGCUGACUGCUGGGAUGAUUUCUUUUGCUCAACAGUCCUUUCAAUUUAGUCGUCCUGGGGAUUUUGGUGCUUCGAAGAACAAUCUGUUUUAUAUUUGCUUUGUAUAUGUCAGGUUACCGCCUUUUCCAGCUUUGUGGUUUUAUCUUGCAUCCUGAGUUUUCUUUUCUUGUGUUAACUUCAAUAAUAGAAGAAUUGACGCAAUUUUUCUGCUGUUGCUCUUUUAACAAUUAGAAGCCUUCUUUAUAUA
Molecule: messenger RNA, 2149 nt
Organism: Phoenix dactylifera (date palm)
Lineage: Eukaryota; Viridiplantae; Streptophyta; Magnoliopsida; Arecales; Arecaceae
Product: Ubiquitin fusion degradation UFD1 family protein
Biological process (GO): ubiquitin-dependent protein catabolic process; ERAD pathway
Cellular component (GO): VCP-NPL4-UFD1 AAA ATPase complex
Molecular function (GO): polyubiquitin modification-dependent protein binding
Source: RefSeq, a predicted model, not a curated record